Pseudomassariella vexata is the source of this 1155-nucleotide messenger RNA. Its product is annotated as SGNH hydrolase-type esterase domain-containing protein. The coding region runs from base 1 to 1155 and encodes 384 amino acids. The transcript has 2 exons. Gene Ontology annotation, molecular function: phosphatidylcholine lysophospholipase A1 activity. The record is from RefSeq and is a predicted model, not a curated record. Lineage: Eukaryota; Fungi; Ascomycota; Sordariomycetes; Amphisphaeriales; Pseudomassariaceae.
AUGUCGUCUGCUGAUACCGUAAUUCGGGAGAAGGUGCCGAGGACGAUGGGUUCCCGUUUUUCGUUUCUUCGCACCAAACGCACCAUAGCCGUCCUGGUUAUCUUAACUUGUGCUGUGAUCACAUUAAUUGCCCUUGCCGCAGCGCACGUAAUUGGCGACUCGUCUGAUCAACAUCUGAGCGCUGUUGCUGGUAGUAACAACGAUGCCCAACCGCAGACAACAAGUGGGUCCAACGACAAUGACGCAGCAGCGACAGCUUCGUCUUUGGCACCUGCUCAAACCCACAUAUCCGCAACCAAAGCCUCGGCAACAUUGUCGCCAAAGUCUUCAACCACCGCCACCUCUUCGACCUCCGGGGCAACUUCGACGGUCGUAUCUGUACCGGGAAGCAUCGCCAAUGGAACCUCCCUCCGCAUUAUGUGCCUCGGUGCCUCCGUCGUCAAGGGCGAAACGUCCCCCGGCACCGUCGGCUUCCGCCCGACCCUGCGCGACGAAGUGGCCGCUCUUGGAGCCCCCGUAAACAUGGUAGGCUCCGUGUCCUUGGGGGAUAUGAUCGACAACGACAUCGAGGCGUAUGGCGGCUUCAAGAUCAGCCAGAUUUUCAACGCGGCCAAGAAAGUGGUGCCCCAGAUGCAGCCCAACGUCUUCGUCAUCAACGACGGCACCAACAACGUGCUGCAGCAGAAGGAAAUAGCUACCGCCGGUGCCGACAUGGAGAAGUUCAUUAACUAUCUGCUCACGGCUUCGCCAAGGUCCUUCGUCGUCCUGAGCACGCUGCUCAUCAACACGGUAGGCAACGGCGCGUUGGAGCCCGACAUCGAGGACAUCAACCAGCAGUUCCGCGACCUCAUGAAGAAGUUCGAAAAGGAGGGGAAGCCCGUCGUGCUCGCCGAGCUGCAUCCCAGCACUGGUUUGCCAGAUCGACCUCAGACUUCUGACAUUGGACCCGACGGUUCGCACCCCACGGUGAACGGAUACCAAAUCAUGGGACAUCUGCUCGCCGAAGCCAUCAUCGCCGGCGACAAACAGGGCCUGCUACAGGUCCCUGUCGACAACGGCAUUGCGGAUUAUGGCGAGAAGGAGAAGGCGACUGCGGCUACGACGGCAUCUACAGCCAAGAGGACCGCUACUCCGCGACGACGAAGGCGCGUAUGA